AUGCGCUUCGCACAGCUCAGUGACAUUGCCGGCCCCCUUGGUGAUCUUGAGCAUGUCCGGACACUGCUGGGAGCUGGUACGGAGCUGGACGCAAACACCUUGUACUGGCUGACGGAUGCCACGCCGCACGAGUCCAUGGUCCUGGAGGAGUCCACAUACCGUCAAUACUUCCGGCUGGUGACCAGCGAGGUCUCCAUCUGGUACAGUGCACACUCCUCGGAGAAUCCCACGGGAGUCCGCCCAGACCCGAAGGUGACGCAGGUCGUCGCUCAUGACAAGUUCCUGGACCUUGCACGGCAGGCGAGACUCCUUUCAGAAUCUGACUUGCGGAAGGAUGAGGUUUGGGAUCUCCAUGCCAAAGAGAGGGGCGAGGGCACCGAAGGGGAGGAGAUUGAUGCCCUCCUUGACCGGCUUAAGCUGGACAUUCGCUGA
Symbiodinium sp. CCMP2592 is the source of this 432-nucleotide messenger RNA. The record is from the annotation of a GenBank genome assembly. NCBI's taxonomy places the organism in Eukaryota, Dinophyceae, Suessiales, Symbiodiniaceae.